CCCACACGUACAAUCAAGAGCAGUGCAAAAUAAAACUCAUCACCUUUCGUCAUUGCUAUCGCGUAACUUUAGGUCUAUAUUUUUAUUCUGGGUCAGCAAUGGAAAGCGCCGCUCUUACUUGUCUUCUGGAAUCGCUUGAGCGUGCAGGCGGCAUUGUUUCGGACAGGAUUCAUAUUCUGGCGCCACCAGGAGGAGAGAGGGGUGUGUUUGUCCGAAAACAAGAGCCUGCCGACAACUUUGACAAUUCCGACGUGGUUAUUGCCCCGCUGGUGCGCAUCCCAAGGUCGCUGAUAAUUACAUCCGCCGUAGCGGCAAAUUCCGAAAUUGUCGGCGCUUGCUGUGCAAGCAUGGAAAGAAACGGCACUAAAAUCAGUGAAUCAACUCUGAUAGCACUGUUUAUCUUUACGCAAAAGGCCCUGGGUGACAAAUCUUGUUGGAAGUGGUACCUGGACACGCUUCCGACGUCUGGCAGCGGUGCGCUUUACUUCAAUCAUGAAGAGUUGUGCACUUUGGACGGAACACCGCUCAGAGCUGCUUCUGAGUCGAAACAGCGACAUUUGCGCCAGCAGUUCGCAUGUUUUACCGAUCCUCUGGCUAGCUGGAAACAUGCCCAGAAAAUUGAUGCACCGGUGGGAUUUGAGGAGUUCAAGUGGGCCAACUUUGUUGUUUUGAGCUUUAGGGAAUCUGGUGAUGGGUAUGCAGAUGCACACGCAGGCUGCGACCAAGCGCUAUUGCCUGCACUAGACAUGUUCAACCACAGCGAUCGCCCGUCGGCAUUUUGGUCGGCGAACCAGGACGGGUCGGUGUCGGUGUACGCUCCUGGGACCCCCACUGGCCCUGGCGUGGUCAUUAAUGGCGAGCACUUGACCGAGCUCCAUUUCACUUACGGUGAAAAACCCAACACUGAAUGGCUUUACGAGUACGGUUUUAUUCCAGAAAACAAUGAGCACGAUGCCUGGCCGUACCUGAUAGAGCCUUCUGGGAGCGCCCAACUUAUGUCCAUCAAGCAAAUGUGGAUGAGUGAGCUCGGGCUGUUGCCACGCGUCAUGUUUGCAGACCCUGCGACCACGGACGGUAGCCCUGACGGGCAGGGUAGCAGCUGCUAUAUCUCGCGGGAAGCUAUAGUUGCACUGUGUCUGGCUGCGAUCAGCGACACUUCAGACGCAUGCGCAAGCGCAGUCGGCACUGUUACUCUUGACUUUCCCUACUUCAUCAUUGACGGUGAGCUUCUUAUUGACGAUGACGACACGUUGCUGCUGGUCCCCGGCCUGCGUCGGUUUGCCUUGGAUAUGUGCAUCGGCAGGCUGCAAAAUGCCAUGCACACGAUGGCUGAAAAGGCGAACCAGCUGUCUUUGAUAUCCCCAUCAGCCAUAAAAGCGUACCUACUGGCAGAAUGCCGACUGCUUCAUCAGGUUAUCGCGGCACUAGAUCGGCUCAGGUGAUAGUAACCAAUCUAAAGGCGAGCACAGGUACAAAUGUCGCGUGCAGCAUAUAAGUGACAUCGCGUGUAAUUUGACAAACCACGGUCCUCUUUUUUUGAUUAAUUUUAAUCCUGCGCUAAUUAAUUG
Molecule: messenger RNA, 1568 nt
Organism: Kickxella alabastrina
Lineage: Eukaryota; Fungi; Kickxellomycota; Kickxellomycetes; Kickxellales; Kickxellaceae
Exons: 2
Coding region: 99-1442 (447 amino acids)
Biological process (GO): peptidyl-lysine monomethylation
Molecular function (GO): protein-lysine N-methyltransferase activity
Source: RefSeq, a predicted model, not a curated record